CCCCGCUCGGCCCUUUCUGCACUGUCAUCUCCUACUCUCCCGAAGCUCGACCGGUGAGUGAGGCCGCCUGAACCAGGAACCCCACUCCACCGGAGAGGGAGGGAAGGGAAACUGAGAUUGGGCAGAAUCCGCACCUCACGAUCCGCGGCCAAGUUAGCAGUGCAGCCCUACAAUGGGCAACGUGCAAGAGCGGCCAUCGGAGACUAUCGACCGGGAGCGAAAACGCCUAGUAGAAACGUUGCAGGCGGAUUCCGGACUAUUAUUGGACGCGCUGGUGGCGCGGGGCGUGCUCACCGGGCCUGAGUAUGAGGCGCUGGAUGCGCUGCCUGAUGCCGAGCGCAGGGUGCGCCGCCUGCUGCUGCUGGUGCAAAGCAAGGGCGAGGCUGCCUGCCAGGAGCUGCUGCGCUGUGCCCAGCAAACCGUGCGUGCACCGGACCCUGCCUGGGACUGGCAGCACGUGGGCCUGGGCUACCGCGACCGCAGCUAUGAUCCUCCGUGCCCAGGCCACUGGACGCCUGAGGCACCCAGUUCCGGGACUGCAUAUCCCGGGUUGCCCAGAGCUUCAGAUCAAGAGGAAGCCGGGGGUCCAGAAGGCUCUGAGGCGGUGCAACCAGAGACUCCAGAGGAGCCAGAACAGGAAUCUGAGAUGGAUCCAGAACCAGAGCAAGGGACAGAGCCGGAGCCCGAACUGGAACCAGAGCCUGAUCCAGAGCCGGAGCCUGAGGAGCCGGAGUCGGAGUCGGAGUCGGAGCCGGAGCCGGAGCCGGAGCCGGAGCCGGAGCCGGAGCCGGAGCCAGAGUCGGAGUAGAAGCCGGACCGGAGUUCGAACUGGAGUUGGAACCGGAGCCUGAGUGGUAGCCAGAUCCGGAGCCGGACUUGCAGGAGGGGGACGAAUCUGAAGGCGUGAGGCCACCCAACCCUUAUGAGGACUGGUGGAGGGCAUGGCUUGUGAAGUGGAGGGUCUACCCCUCCCCCUUGACCACUGUUCCCUUCACCUCUAGACUCCUGAAGGCCAGAGUGCUGACCUGUCUUUCUCAGCUCAAGCCCAAGCCAGACAGGACCUGGGAUCCUGCUGGAGUUGUAUUUGAUGCCACCUAGGCUCCAUCUGGCCUGCUGGAAAUGAAUAAACUCCAGAGGGUCAGACUGGGCCUAGGCUUUC
Chinchilla lanigera (long-tailed chinchilla) is the source of this 1159-nucleotide messenger RNA. It is a transcript of the gene Nol3, whose product is annotated as nucleolar protein 3 (apoptosis repressor with CARD domain). Lineage: Eukaryota; Metazoa; Chordata; Mammalia; Rodentia; Chinchillidae. Gene Ontology annotation, cellular component: mitochondrion. The transcript is spliced from 3 exons. Gene Ontology annotation, molecular function: caspase binding; death effector domain binding; cysteine-type endopeptidase inhibitor activity involved in apoptotic process. The record is from RefSeq and is a predicted model, not a curated record. Bases 173 to 808 code for a protein of 211 amino acids. Gene Ontology annotation, biological process: negative regulation of release of cytochrome c from mitochondria; negative regulation of intrinsic apoptotic signaling pathway; negative regulation of extrinsic apoptotic signaling pathway.